Cannabis sativa is the source of this 4654-nucleotide messenger RNA. Its product is annotated as sister chromatid cohesion protein PDS5 homolog B. Gene Ontology annotation, biological process: mitotic sister chromatid cohesion; DNA repair. Gene Ontology annotation, cellular component: chromatin; nucleus. The record is from RefSeq and is a predicted model, not a curated record. NCBI's taxonomy places the organism in Eukaryota, Viridiplantae, Streptophyta, Magnoliopsida, Rosales, Cannabaceae. The transcript is spliced from 31 exons. The coding region runs from base 253 to 4380 and encodes 1375 amino acids.
GAAGUUGCAAGAGAGUGUUCUAAAUUUGUUAGGGGGCAAAUAAAACUCCAAUUUUCUAAAGUUAGUUUCUAAAUGGAGAGAACACAUUGUGAAAAAGGAAGGUUUAAAUCACGCGCGCCCUAAAGGAAGGAGGGAACACUGAAGCAAAAUUUCUCUUCGUCAAAGGAGCGAGCGAGCAACCAACCAAUCCAAGCAAUGCCCUUACAAAUUCACUAAAACCCUCAUUUACAAUCUUCACUGAAAACCAUAUCCAUGGACGAUUCACUGUUGAAGCUCAUCUCCGAUACCGGCACUAAACUCACCAAACGAACCAACCCAAACAAGGAUUUCAUUGUCAAAUCUCUUCGACAAGCUGCAAAUGCUUUGUCACAGUUGGAACAGCCUUCUUCUCCUGACCCCAAUAAAAAGUUGGAAGCUGCUAGAGAGAUAGAGGCUGCGAUUGAGCCUCUGAAAGAAUGUAUCAUAAUACGCGGAUUGCUUCAGCAUAAAGAUAAUGAUGUUAAGCUCUUGGUAGCCAUAUGUGUUAGUGAAACAUUUCGGAUCCUGGCACCCGACCUACCGUUCGAGGAUAAGUAUCUUAGGGGUGUUUUUGAACUUAUCAUCAGCAUGUUUGCGGAGCUAGCUGAUACCACAAGCCCAUACUUUUCGAGGAGGGUUAAGAUUCUGGAGACUGUCUCAAGAUGUAAAUGUUGUGUGAUAAUGUUGGAUAUUGACUGCAAUGAUUUGAUUAUGGAAAUGUUCACUACAUUUUUCUCUGUUGUGAGAGAGCAUCACCAGCAGAGUUUGAUAAAUGAUAUUUUGUCUAUAAUGACUGAUAUUCUUAACGAGGAGGUUACUCAACUACUUUUGGACGUGAUUUUACAUAAUCUUUUGAAGGAAGAAAAGAAAACACCAUCCGCUGCUUGUCAGCUAGCCAUGUCCGUGAUUAAGACUUCUGCAGAGAAGCUUGGGCCUAUUGUUUGUGAAUUUUUAACAUCUUGCAUUAUGAAUAGAGAUGCUGUACAAAGUGAAAACAAAGAAUUUUACCAUGAAAUCAUUUUUAAAAUUGCACAGUGUGCUCCUCAUAUGCUUCACGAUAUCAUUCCAAACAUGUCUCAAGAAUUACUGACUGAUCAGGUAGAUGUCAGAAUAAAAGCUCUUACUCUGAUUGGGAAACUUCUUUCACUGCCUGAGUUCCAUAUUGCACAAAACUACCGUAAUCUUUUCAUGGAAUUCUUGAAAAGAUUUGUUGACAUAUCUGCAGAAGUUAGAGUGACUGCUCUUCAAUGUGCUAAAAUUUGCUACAUGACAAAUCCCACUGGGACAGAAUCACAUGAAGUUCUCUCUGCCCUCGAGGGACGACUGCUUGAUAUUGAUGACAGGGUGAGAGUGGAGGCUGUCAGUGUUGCAUGUGAUCUUGCUAGGUCUAACUUAAAAACUUUCUCGCGUAAAUUAAUCUCUCAAACUAUUGAAAGACUUAGGGAUAAAAAGAUAUCUGUAAGGGAAAAGACUCUGGAUAAAUUAUUGGAAGUAUAUCGUGAUUAUUGCAAUGCAUGUUCUGAAGGUCGCAUGACAAUAUGUGAUGAACUGGAAAAAAUUCCAUGUAAACUUUUUAUGCUUUAUUAUGACAAAGACUGUAAGGCGUUCAGGCCCCAAAACAUGGAGCUCAUUUUGGUCAAAGAUUUAUUUCCAGCACUUCUUUCUGCAGAGGAGAGGACAAGGCAUUGGGUCCAUCUCUUUUCGCUUUUUAAACCUCUACACGUGAAGUCAUUGAACUUAGUUUUAUAUCAGAAAGGAAGGUUGCAGAAUGAGAUGCAAACUUAUUUGGCUUUCAGAGCAAAAGAGAAGGAGAAUUGUUCAAACGAGAAGUGCACAAGUUCAUUCAAGAAAAUGGCAGAAUCCUUUGCAGAUCCUUCCAAAGCGGAGAAGUGCUUUGAAAAAUUGAACGAUGUGAAAGAAAAUAAAAUAUUUAAUUUUCUCGAAACUUUGUUAAAAGACCUAGGGCAUGUAAAUGCUGAGACUACCAGAAACAAGCUUUUGAAUUUAAUAGGAGAUAAAAGUAAAAUUUUUGAGUUUGUGCAGACACUUUCCUUGAAAUGCUCUCAUAACAUAUUCAGUUCAGGGCAUGUCCGCUGUAUCUUAGAUAAUCUUUCCAGUGACAGUUUUGGGGAUAAGCACUACAAGGAUUCUUCUCUCCAGCUUCUUUUGGUUAUUACCAACAUCUUCCCUAAGCUUUUGAGAGGUUCAGAAGAAAAUUCUGCUAAAGUCAGUGAAAUUUACCCUUUUCUGAAGAGUUUAUGUCUUGAGGGGACUCGUUUGCAGUCAAAAUUUGCUGUUUCAGCAAUUGCAACAUUAAUUGAUACAUCAAAGGAGACAGAAUUAUGCAAGGAACUUGUGGAAUCUUUACAUUGUGGAAGGAAUACUUCCACUGUGCUGCAGUCUUUGGGCUGUCUUGCACAACAUUCUGUUUCAACAUUUGAAGCUCAUGAUGGAGAGAUCACUCCAUUUAUUUAUGAGAAGAUUUUACAGGUGGACUCAACAGAAACUUCUAGCUCAUCUGAUGAUAGUCUUGGCUGUAGUGAUUCUUGCAAAUUAAAGAUAUGUGGGCUGAAAACACUUGUCAAGAGUUUUUUGCCACACCGUGGAGCUAAAGUCAGACGGAAUAUUAAAGAAUUGUUGGACAGAUUGUUGAUUAUAAUGAGAAAUAAUGACGCAUGCAGUGAAAGAAAUGAGUCCUUUUUGAGACUAGCUGCUGCAAAGUCUGUUCUCCGACUCUCUCAAAGAUGGGAUUUCUAUAUUUCUUCAGAAAUAUUUAGCUCAACAAUUUCAAUGGCAAAGGAUGGCUCAUAUUCUGUUAGAAGGUCUUUUCUUGAUAAAACACACACAAUGUUGAAGAAGCGUGCUAUACCAAGUAGAUAUGCAUGUAUUUAUGCAUUGGCCUCCUGCCUUGAGGAUCUACGAGAGGAUUCAUAUAAAUAUAUGGCAGAGUUUGUCAAAGAGUAUGGCAGAGAAGCUCGUCAAACAACUGGUGACACUGACAAAAAGGGAUUAAUAACUGACUUCCCUGCAUACAUAGUAGUCUUCUUAAUUCAUUUUCUUGCACACGAUAAAGAUUUUCCUCUUGAAGAUUGUCGAAAUGAAGACUUAUAUGCUCAUUUUUGCAGUCCACUGUUUUCAGUAUUGCAGGCCUUACUCAAUGCUAUUAAUUUUGAUGAUGAUGUGAAUGAAGUUAAAGCCACCGUCUCGUACUUGGUUUAUAUUUUCCGAGCUAUCAAGAGAGUUGAGGAUGCUGUCAAUAUUAAAAAUACUAGUAAGCUUCAUAUUCUAGCAGAUAUCGGGCUCGCUUUCGUCAUUGCAGUAAAUCAAAGUGGAAUCUCAGUCUCCUCAUCUCAUAUUUUGCUACCAUCAUCUUUAUACAGAGCUAAUACAGGAUAUGUUGCUCAAUCCUGCCUUGAUGAAGACUUUGUCAAAAGAGUGAUUGAUAAAUUUAAGUCUCAUAGCUCUUUGGUGCAUGAGACUAAUCCAUCUAAACGUGGCCGAAAGCAUAAAGGGGAUUGCUCACAAUCAGCUGUUAUCAGGGACAGAAAUUUUAACUUUCCUCUUUCUAAAAUAGGAGAUUUACCCAUUUCUAAAUCAGCAGAGACUGAACAAACUGUGAAGCAAGGCACUGCCACGGGGGGUAGGAGAAAACAGGCUGCUGCCUCUAUGAAUGGUUCUGGGUCAGCUCAACUGCAUGAGUGUUCUAAAAUUGAUCAUCAUAUUGAUGCUUCUGGAAAAUCCGAAUCAAAUCAUGAAACAGAACAUAUAAUAUCCUCUAGUGGUUCUGUGCCAGUAAAACCACCUGUGGCUGGAUCACGUGUUUCAACCCGAAACAUGAAAAGAAAUGUUGCUUCUUUAAAAGUAAGUGGUGGGGCGAGCAGCAACAGUGGUUCUGAAGAUUCCAAAUUGAACCAAGCUAAGCUCAAAGACAGUUGCAGCUUGAAAAAAACUACUGAUACGGGAGAGGCAUUAAUUGGAAAGCGGAUCAAAUUGUUAUCGCCAAUUGAACGAUGCUUUUAUGCAGGCACUGUGGAUAGUUAUAAUUCUGAAAACAAUACUCAUAAGAUUGCAUGCGAUAAUGGGACCAUAGACCUCCUAUGCUUGGACAGCGAGAGCUGGGAGACUAUAGGUGAUGAUGCCCAACACGAAACGGUUAUGCCAGCAGAGAAUCCAAAUGCCCUACAAUUACAGUGUCGUGACAGAAAGAAACCUACCGAUACACACAGUAAAGCUCCUGCUCGACCUUCAAGAACUGUUGGAAAGGAAAGUGAGAAGACGACGAAGAGUCAGAAAGCUUCGGCGGAAGUUAUUGAUACAAAUGAGAACACGGGGUUAAGAAGAUCUCAGAGGCGAAAAGGAUAAAAUAUUUUCUUAAUUAUUAUUGCCCUAGUGGAAUUUGAAUAUUGGGGCCUUCAAAGUUAGUAGAAUUUAAUUUGUAUGUAUAGGUAGAUACUAUAUAUAAUGAAAUGAUGAAGAAAAUUCUAAGAAAUCAAGUGGUGCCCACAUUGCGUUUAUGUAAUUACCAUCUGAUUUAUGUGGGUUUGUAAUUUGUAAAUAUUAUUUGGGAGGUAAUACGGUUAAGAGUAGGGAGACAAAUAUAGUACUAGUAGGUUAUGCAUUUAUUUUUCACCUUCUA